This is a messenger RNA of Cynara cardunculus var. scolymus (artichoke), 475 nucleotides long. Its product is annotated as calvin cycle protein CP12-3, chloroplastic-like. The record is from RefSeq and is a predicted model, not a curated record. Gene Ontology annotation, cellular component: chloroplast. Gene Ontology annotation, biological process: negative regulation of reductive pentose-phosphate cycle. The transcript has a single exon. Bases 49 to 459 code for a protein of 136 amino acids. NCBI's taxonomy places the organism in Eukaryota, Viridiplantae, Streptophyta, Magnoliopsida, Asterales, Asteraceae.
GUAGGUUAGUAUUGAGGUUAACAUACUCUUAAUCGUCUUAUGUAAGCCAUGGCUACUUUCAGUACUUCGUUCCUUGGAUCAAUCACAGAUGUAAAUCAUAUCAGAUCUCCGUUAUUAAGCCACAAAUUGGUUGCUUCUUCUCUCUGUUUUUCUGGUCAGAAGUUGCAAUUGGCAGCGGUUUCGACGGUGGUAGAGAUGGGGGGAGGGGCGAAGUUUAAGGGAACGCAUAUGAGAGAGAAGAAGUUGACGGACAUGAUAGAAAACAAGGUGACGGAAGCGCAGGAGGUGUGUGCCGGCAAUGAAGGCUCCGAUGAGUGUAAGCUGGCAUGGGAUGAGGUGGAAGAGAUUAGUCAGGUGAAAGCUCAUCUCCGGGCGAAGUUAGAGCAUGAAGAAGAUCCUCUGGAAUCGUUCUGCUCUGGAAAUCCAGAAACCGGAGAGUGCAGAAUUUACGACGAUUGAUCGGAGAAGAAGUUUA